AUGGAGAGUGAAGGAGGAGGUCCAUUUCAGGGAAUACUCCGAGAUAUCCAAGGUAGACGCAAAUGCUACAAACAAGAUUGGAUUCGUGGCAUCAAAAACGGUAUCAGAAUUUUGGCUCCGACUUGCUAUAUUUUCUUUGCCUCAUCUCUCCCUGUAGUUGCCUUUGGUGAGCAAUUGAGUAAACAUACAGGCGGAGCUCUGACUGCAGUGGAAACAUUAGCUUCUACUUCCAUCUGCGGAAUCAUCCACUCGAUUCUUGGUGGACAGCCAUUGUUGAUACUCGGAGUUGCAGAGCCAACCAUCAUAAUGUAUACUUAUCUUUACAGUUUCUGCAUUAGUAGACCUGAUCUUGGUCGAGAGCUUUACCUUGCUUGGGUCGCAUGGGUUUGUGUAUGGACUUCAGUUUUGCUAAUCCUUCUUUCGAUAUUCAACGCGUGCACAAUCAUCAAAAAGUUUACUAGAAUCGCUGGGGAGCUCUUUGGCAUGUUGAUUGCUGUUCUCUUUUUACAAGAAGCUAUCAGGGGAUUGAUUAGUGAGUUUCACGCAACCGAGAGAGAAACUCAUGACUUAGGGGAGUCUAGUUUCCUCUGGCUGUAUGCAAAUGGUUUGCUUGCGGUGAUUUUCUCUCUAGGCCUUGUAAUCACUGCGUUGAAGAGCAGGAGAGCUAAAUCUUGGAAAUAUGGGUUUGGUUGGCUUCGGAGUUUCAUUGGAGAUUACGGUGUUCCCUUAAUGGUCUUGUUCUGGACUGCCUUGUCUUACACGAUUCCUAGCAAAGUCCCUCCAAGUGUCCCUAGAAGACUCUUCUGUCCUCUUCCAUGGGAGUCAGCUUCAUUGUACCAUUGGACUGUAAUCAAGGACAUGGGGAAGGUACCAUUAAUGUAUAUCUUUGGAGCAAUUAUACCAGCUGUGAUGAUAGCAGGACUCUACUUCUUCGACCAUAGUGUAGCUUCACAAAUGGCACAACAGAAAGAGUUUAAUCUUAAGAACCCUUCUGCUUACCACUACGACAUCUUCUUGCUGGGAAUUAUGACUUUGAUAUGUGGACUACUUGGGCUUCCUCCAUCAAAUGGUGUUCUUCCUCAGGCUCCAAUGCACACAAAGAGUCUUGCGGUUCUCAGUCGUCAGCUGACACGCAAGAAGAUGGUGAAGAGUGCGAAAGAGUGUAUGAAGAUGAAAGCCAGCAAAUCAGAAAUGUAUGGGAGAAUGCAAUCAGUGUUCAUCAAGAUGGAGGAAUGUUCAGGUGAGGUUUGUACAGUACCCACGGAUUUGAAAGACUUGAAAGCAGUUGUGAUAAGACCAGAGGAAGGAGAGGAUACGAAAGUAAAAUUCGAUCCCGAUGUGCAUAUUGAGGCUAACUUGCCUGUUAGAGUAAACGAGCAAAGAGUGAGCAACCUGUUGCAAUCAAUCCUAGUUGGUCUAACACUUCUUGCAGUGCCAGUCAUCAAAAUGAUCCCAAGUUCCAUUCUUUGGGGUUACUUUGCUUAUAUGGCAAUAGACAGUCUUCCCGGAAACCAGUUCUUUGAAAGAUUGUUGCUUCUCUUCAUUCCUCCUAGCCGGCUUUUCAAAGUCUUGGAAGGAGUACAUGCUUCGUUUGUGGAGUUGGUACCAUACAAAGUGAUUGUGGCAUUCACACUUUUCCAGUUUGUAUACUUUCUAUUGUGUUAUGGCAUGACAUGGAUUCCAAUGGCCGGGAUAUUUUUCCCGGUGCUCUUCUUUCUACUCAUAAGUAUAAGAGAACACUUGCUCCCCAAGUUCUUCGAUCUCGAACACCUUCAUGUGUUAGAUGCUUCAGACUAUGAAGAAAUAGUAGCAGCACCUCUACAACACCACCCAAGUUUUGCAUAUAGGAAACUGGGAUCUUCUCGUCAUUUAUCAGAAGGAGAUGAUGAAGAUGAAUUCUACGACGCAGAAAUAUUGGAAGAGAUGACGACUAGUAGAGGCGAGAUCAGGAUCCGAACCAUAAGUUUCAAAGAGGUGCACCCGGAGCCUGAAGAGAGGCGUGUAAAAUUUGAACCACACUAA
Microthlaspi erraticum is the source of this 2022-nucleotide messenger RNA. Lineage: Eukaryota; Viridiplantae; Streptophyta; Magnoliopsida; Brassicales; Brassicaceae. The record is from the annotation of a GenBank genome assembly.